Molecule: messenger RNA, 1722 nt
Organism: Caenorhabditis briggsae
Lineage: Eukaryota; Metazoa; Nematoda; Chromadorea; Rhabditida; Rhabditidae
Exons: 5
Coding region: 1-1722 (573 amino acids)
Biological process (GO): positive regulation of transcription by RNA polymerase II
Cellular component (GO): histone acetyltransferase complex; transcription regulator complex
Molecular function (GO): chromatin DNA binding; histone acetyltransferase activity; transcription coactivator activity
Source: RefSeq, a predicted model, not a curated record
AUGGAUACCGUAUUUUUAGUCAUCACGAAAAACUCACCGUCCAACGCGUGGAACCACCAUGAUGUCUCCAGUGACAGACGUCCUGGAGCCUCAGUGAUGAAACUGAACGGAUCUUCGAAGCAUGCCAAAUAUGGAAAAGUCCAAAAUCAGGAAUCACCCUCUACUUGUUCCUCGGACACUGAGAACAGAACUGGAAGCUUUGAAGAUACUCGAAAGAAUAAGAAAAAGAAUUCCGGAAAUGUCCAAAAUAAAGAUUCGUCAUUUACUGGUUUCUCGGACACUGACAACAAAACUGAAAGCUUAAAAAAGAUUCAAAAGAAUCAGAACAAGGACAACACGAAAUCCAUUCAAAAGCUGAAGAAACGAAGUUACAAAAGAUUGGAGAAAGAAGAGAGCCAGGAUAAUCAGUCUCAAAGUUUGAAGAGAGCAAAAAGAUCGAAACCUGCUUUCAUAUGCUGCUCUGAGAACAUCGAUCUCUCUUAUUCGAGCUCUAAUCUGCUAUGCAAUUCUGGAUUCCAAGACUGCCGAAUCCAUCCAGAUGACCAUUUCUGGAUCCCUCACAGACAGAAUGGAGAAUUCCAGGAGGCUAUCUGUGACACGUGCUUCGAUUAUAUGGAAAACAAGAAAGGCUGGAGAAAGAAGAUAAACACAAAUGAAAAAAUGGAGGAAGUCUUCACAUGUCAAAGUUGCUCUGGACUCUGGCAUCAGUGCUGCUCAUUUUUUUAUGGAGAACCCGAAGAAUUUAUGUGCAGGAAUUGUGCUCCAGAAUCUUAUAAAUUGUUUUUGGAUACCUCUGGAUCAUCCCCUGACUCCGACUUCAUCGAGGAAAGGAUCAAUGGCUUUUUGGAGAAUGCUUUGGAACGCAAUCAGAAGUUUCAAAAGAUCUCAGUGAGAACUUACUUCAAUCCAGAGGACUACGCGAAGACAGAAGACUUGGCUCCAUCUUCCUGGGAGGAGAAGUUCAUUCGCAAGUACGGAAACGUGGUAAAAUAUGGGUCCCGUGCAAUCCACGUCUUCCAGCAACAAGAUGGUGUAGAUCAAAUAUUUUUCUCGAUCUUUGCUUCUGAAUACCGUGACCCUGUUAGAGAUGGAAAAUCGUGGUUGGUGAUUGAUUGCCUGGAUAGCAUCAAACUCUUCCAACCAGCCUCCCUUCGGACUCAAAUCUAUCGGGAAUUGAUUUUGAGCUACUUCCACUUGGCGAGAAGCAUGGAACUCCAGAAUAGCUUCCUCUGGGCGGAUCCUCCUCUUCAUGGGGAUGACUACGUUUUCAACAUAAAACCAGCCAACCAGAAAACUCCAAAAAAAAUGAAGCUCCAAAACUGGUACAUAAAAAUGAUGGAGAAAGGAAAAUCGGAUGGUAUCAUCAAGGAAUUCAGAAGCUUUGCGGAAGAGAAGGAGCUGAAGCAGUUCAAAAAACCAACAGACAUUCCGAUCUUCCAGAAAAGUCUCUGGCCCCCCUUGAUGUGCGCUUAUGAUGUCGAAGGAAAGGAGCUGUGGGAAUCGAUGUCGGUGGAGUGGAAAAUCCGUGGGUCGGAUUACUGGUUUAUUGAGUUCAAUGAGAGUGAGAAGAGUGAGCAAUUGGAGGAGAUGUGUCAAGAACGUCUUCAUCAAAUUCUUCUGAGAAAAGAAGAGAUGCAGUAUCACUGCUUCAAGAACAACUGGCAAUUCAACAAUCCGAGAAGAGCCAGAUUUGCUUCGGUUGGUCUCAUUAAUCUGAUGUAG